Musa acuminata subsp. malaccensis (wild Malaysian banana) is the source of this 2975-nucleotide messenger RNA. Its product is annotated as VIN3-like protein 2. Gene Ontology annotation, molecular function: protein binding. Lineage: Eukaryota; Viridiplantae; Streptophyta; Magnoliopsida; Zingiberales; Musaceae. Gene Ontology annotation, biological process: epigenetic regulation of gene expression; vernalization response. The record is from RefSeq and is a predicted model, not a curated record.
UCUCUCUGCGACUUCUUCUCUGAUCCCACGUAGAAGACUGGGGUCCCAUCAAGUGGAAAGGCUAAGAUGACAUGAGCCCCCUUUCGUUGGCGUCUCCUUCUUUCACUUCACAUUAAUUUGGCCUACCGGUCUCCUCGCUGCUUCCAAUUGGCCAUUGUCUCCGCGCCUGCACCUACUUCAAUGCUAUAACGUCCGGAGCACGGCCAUCGUCUCCGUCCCUCGCCCUCGCGGUGACGUCCGAGGCCAGAAGGGAGGGAGGUGUGUGGUGCGGGGCCGGAGACGGCGACCGGGUCAGCCGUGGAUUCCUUUCUUGGGGGCUCCCGGAAAGGCGAAACGGGUGGGCUUUGAGGAGGCCAUGCGAAGGGGGAGGAGGAGCUGAGAUCUCGACGCCAUGGAUCCGCCUUUCUCCGGAUUUGUUCUUGACCCUUCUAAAUGCCGCAAGCUGAGUAUAGAUGACAAGAGAGAACUCAUCCAUGAAUUGUCUAAAUGGCCAGACAGUUCUACUGAGAAACUACAAACUUGGAGCAGGAAAGACCUUCUGGAGAUCCUUUGUGCAGAAAUAGGGAAGGAGAGGAAGUAUACGGGCUUAACAAAGCAGAAGAUGAUAGAAUACCUUUUCAAACUUGUAUCUGAGAAAAAAUCUGGAGGACAUGUGGAAGCCAUGAAUUCAACUCCUAAUCCACCUAACCCUAACCCUCAAACUCCACACAAAAGACACAGAAAGAAUGAGAACCCGUCACGUCUACCUAUUACUGCAAAUAAUCUUCCAGCAAGUGAAGGAAAUGAGGCUGUCAUUAAUGUGCGAUACUGCCAAAAUCUAGCAUGCAGAGCCACUCUGAACCUUGAUGAUGCAUUUUGCAAACGCUGCUCGUGUUGUAUCUGCCACAAAUAUGAUGAUAAUAAGGACCCUAGCCUUUGGCUAUUUUGUAGCUCGGAUACUCUUUCUCAAGGUAAUCCAUGUGGUUUGUCAUGCCAUCUUGAGUGUGCUCUCAAGCAUGAAAGAGCUGGUAUUGUGAAGAAUGGAAAAUGCACAAGCUUGGAUGGGAGCUAUUACUGCACAUACUGUGGAAAAUCCAAUGACUUGCUUGGAUGCUGGAAAAAGCAACUCAUGAUUGCAAUGGAUGCACGACGAGUAGAUGUAUUGUGUUAUCGGAUUUCACUUAGUCAUAAAAUUCUUGAAUCAACAGAGAAGUUUCAGAGCUUGCAUGAGAUAGUUGACACAGCAAUGAAGAAGUUGGAGGCUGAAGUUGGGCCUAUUAAUGAUUUACCAAACAUGGCUCGUGGAAUUGUCAACAGACUUUCUGUUGGUGCCGAAGUUCAGAGAAUGUGUGCUUUUGCUGUCAAAUUAUUAGAUUCUAUGCAUCUAGUAGCCUUCUCUUCUGAUACUCAAGUUCAGCUAAGUUUGACAUCCUCUAGCUUCAUCAAAUUUGUAGACAUAUCCCCGGUGUCGGUUACUUUGGUGUUGGGUUAUGAUGAUAAUUCAGCUUUAUCACAAGAGAUGGCUGGUUUUACCAUAUGGCACCGAAAAGCCGAUGCUAGGGAGUACCCUAAGAAACCAACCUGUACUUUGUUUAAGCCAAAGAGGAGGUUUCUGAUAACAGAACUAUCUCCAGCUACAGAAUACAUGUUCAAGGUGGUAGCCUUCAGCAGCUUCAGUGAGCUCGGAAUGUGGGAAGUUGGAGUAACAACGGAAGGCAUUUCUUUGGAUGAUCCAGCAGGCUUAGCUGCAGAUGUAAACCCAUCCAAACCAUAUUGCCAAAGCCCAAAAACAAACAGUAGUGGCCUAUCAAACCCAUCGGAGGGAGAUGAAUCUAACAAUAAUGUUGUUGCAUAUACUGACCUCAACAAGUCACCAGACAGUUGUUUUCAUUAUUUUGAGAAGCCUGAUAUCCUUGACUCGGAAAAAUUAUCAGACCACAUCCAGAAAGAUGAAAAGAGCGAAUAUGCAGGAACAAUAAGUGGAGCUGAAGUUAUGGAGGCUGACGAAACACCAGGGCAUUCUGGUUCUGCAUUAGAUGAGGAGCUGAACCCAACAAUUCAAAUGGAGUCCCACAAGGAUUCCACAAACUCUGUGGAGAAUAACCAGGCAACUGACAUCCCCAAAUCAGAGAAUGAAUCCAAUGCACCUACUGCAGAUGAGAUGGUUAUCGUUCCAUUCGGGCAUCCAGAUCAAACCUUACCAGUUACUCACCGUGGGCUGGAUACCAGUCAGGAAGGUCCUGGGAGAGGUAGCAAAUUGAAACUUGGCAUUAAUUUGCUAGAGAGUGGCCGUACAAAUUCAGGUAGGGAGCCAGCAAGUUUAUCAAAGAAAAGAGGUAGGGAGAAAAUACUGGAGAUGUGUGCUAAAGAAGGCUCCUUAGAAGGGUCGUAUGAGUAUUGUGUGAAAGUGGUUAGAUGGCUCGAAUGUGAGGGCCACAUCGAGACCAACUUUAGGGUCAAAUUUCUAACUUGGUUUAGCUUACGGGCAACCCCACAGGAGAGAAGAAUAGUGACUGUUUAUGUUGAUACUCUGAUUGAUGAUCCUGCGAGCCUCGCGGGGCAGCUGGUGGACACCUUCUCAGAAACAAUCUGCAGCAAGAAACCACCACUGGUGCCGACUGGCUUCUGUAUGAAGCUUUGGCAUUAGGACUUGCCAAGCUAAUUCUUAUUGAUUAUCCAUGAGCCCUGAUUCUUUGAACACAAAUUGCCAUGUUCAUUCUUCAUUGAAUAUAUCUUUAUGGUUCAGGAAUUGCAGGAACCCCUUAUUGUCAAAUUAAACUUGUCUACUUACAUGACUGUAGUUUCUAUCCAUAGAAUUUCUGUAUUUCUUCUGUUUUUCUCUACUUAGGAAUUGUGUAGAACUACCCUACACUUUUCUAUGAAACUUAUGCUCUCCUUAGAUAAUAAUUUUUGUUAUGGAUUCCUGUAAUAUGAUGACAACUUUAUAUUUUAGGGUUACAUUGAUAUGUUGAAUUAGCAGGCAAAUUGUUAGUCUA